AUGUAUCGCAAAAUUGUGCAAUCACUAUUGGCAUCAACCAAGACGGUUAGUGCGUAUCGAAAUCUGUACUCCGCUUCUGCACUCGGCAUCGACGGAUAUGCAACGCAGUGUGAAAAAACACGAACGCAGUAUUUGCACAACGUGGACAAUUUUAAACGGAAGCUUCGGGACCUAGUUGCCAGUUCUGAGACAAACAUGAUCUUCACGGAGGAUUUGAAAAACGUUAUCCAUCUCCUCGACAACACUCCGGAUGACAAGCAGCUGCUGAAAGAUACGAUCGCACGGUACAAUCGGCAAGGCAAAGAACUUCGCUUCGGCAAUUACGUCUUCGGGCCUGUAAUUAUGCGCGCCUGCCAUCAGCUGGGAGACCCGGGGCUUGCUCUCGAGCUAUUCCGUGAAACGAACAAAGACGGGUUUUUUGAUCAACUUUCCAGCUAUCAGAUUCUAAGUGAUUUGCUGUACGAAAAUGGUCGCUAUCGAGAGGUGCGCGAACUAUUUGACUCCAUCAAAGGACGUCAGAUACAAGGUGGCCGCUUUCCGAAGCACUGCAUUACGCUAACAUUUGCCGCCUGCUACAAGGAAAACACUCCGGCCUCCUACCAGUAUGCGAUGGACCUGUGGAAAGAGCUCAACUCGGUCGGGCAUAUACCAAUGCGCAAGGCGACCGCUUUCGCGGCGGCACUCGCACUGAACAACGGGCAACCAGAGAUUGCACUAGAAAUUCUAGGCACCGUGGUGAAGGGUAACUACGUAACGAUUCGGCAGCUGAAAACUGUAACACUUUGCAGUCUUGGGCGCUUGGAUGACCUGCUACCGAUUUUCCGUUCAGUGCUGGAAGUGAAAGGACAUUAUCAGGAAAAGCAACAAACUUUUUGCCGUGAAGUUGUGCAAAAAGUGCAAGAGACGUUGGGACACACUAAGGAUUCCACUGGCAGCGCGUCCUUGAAGCUCGAUCUCGAACGAAUGAUUCAGUAUCUUGAAACAAACGGCCAGAUCCUUGAUGAAACGCUGGACAGCGUGAUGUGUUCUGAAAUUGUUUCCACUGGACAGAGAAAUCCGGGAAAAAACAAUUUGGCCGAAAGCUACAACACGCACGGCGGACGUCAGAUGCAACGAAACUUUCGACCGACUAAAAGAUUUGACCAACUUCGGCCGGGUUUAAGUGAUAUGAAUUAACAACAAAUAUUGAAAAGCAAAAUAUACGAAUGUUCGAAGGAGAGCAAAAGUCUCUUUCAU
Molecule: messenger RNA, 1236 nt
Organism: Anopheles cruzii
Lineage: Eukaryota; Metazoa; Arthropoda; Insecta; Diptera; Culicidae
Product: pentatricopeptide repeat-containing protein 2, mitochondrial-like
Exons: 2
Coding region: 1-1176 (391 amino acids)
Biological process (GO): mitochondrion organization; multicellular organism development; regulation of mRNA processing
Cellular component (GO): mitochondrion
Molecular function (GO): protein binding; RNA binding
Source: RefSeq, a predicted model, not a curated record